AGCCUGAAUAUGGACUGCACUGCUUGCGUUGCGAGAGUUGAGCAUUAAUGACAUGGUCCUUCUUUCGCUGGAAUGGUGCCAGGUUUCUCGGUAUCGCAAUUUGGCUUGUCGAAGUGGGCGGGGUGAUUUGUGGCCAGAAUUUGGCAGGUGGGUUACGAGUCAUAACCCAAAUUGCGGUCGCUAGAGCUAUGUUCAGCACUCACCAUCUCGCAGAGAUAUUCGGCUCGGAAAGUUUGCAGCAAAUGGGCAGGGCUCCUAGAUGGGAGGCGGUGUAGGUGCUUGGAGGCUGUGAGGUUUUUUUGGUCACCAGGGCAUUCUGCAAGCUGUUCACGAUUCAUGGAUGCGAUGGGGUUUUAAUAGUUUAGCGUCUCAUACCGAUUGGGUUGAAGUUAAGAAUCAAGAAAGUUUGCGAAUAACUAGUGAGUUCCUAAAAUGAACACUGAAUCAUGUGAUGAAGAUCCAGGAAUUGGGAGGGAAUCAGGUUAGAGGGUGUAGUUUGAGGCCGCUCCUAAAUCGUCUCGAGAAUGCAGCGGGUCUGGCUUGCGAGUAUCGUCGUCGAGUCGAUUUCUGCUCACGGACUACAGGAGAUUAGAGAGUGGUGUGGAUCUGGUAUCUGGUUGAUAAUUUGAGUUCUAGGGAAGUCAGGAGAGGUGGGGGAUGCCAUUCCCUGGGGGUGACGGCGGCCACGGCAUGAACCCGAUGACUGACUUUAAGCCUGUGAAUGCCCAAGGGAAGAAGCAGCGCAUGAAACGAGAGGACCACGCACAUGUGAAGCAUGACAGUAGUUUCUCUGACUGGAAGGUUCUCGUCGGUCCCUCUGACUGGAAGGAUCAUGCCUGCGGCAAGGCUCAGGACCGAUUUCGAGUGAAGAACCUCCCGACCAGCUACUCUGGUUCUGGGUUGUACGAGCUGGGAGUUACGCCACCCGCAUGGCUGCCUCCGCAGCGCAACAACUACCCGGGCAUCCUCAAACCUCAAGACGUGGUGGUGGUGUACCUUGGGUGCGCUGAAAGCGUUAAUUACCAUUUGCAGCGGUACGGACAGACCGGCGCUCACCUUGAGGGUGUCAGGUCGACAAGAUUAUUCUCUGCGAAGAAUGAGACGGCAAGCAAGCCAGGGUUACCGCAGCUUGAGAAGACGAGGAGUUUUGCCUCGGAGUGCAGGAACUUGAGCAUCGACCUAGCUCCGGGUGCUGAUGGCGAUGUAAGCACAGGGAGCAAUGGAAGUAUUGAUAAUACUGAUGACCUUCAAGCAACGUCGGAGAAGAAGAGAGCCAAUACUUCUGAUCACAUUGGGAAUCGAUCACCAGUGCGAGGUCCCUGCCUUUUUUCGGAGGUUUUCGCCUUGGGUUGCUCCAUAGCAUUUCGGUGGGCUGCGACAGACAGCAAAGCCGCAGCCGACAAGGCGGAGUUUGAGCUAACCGAAGUCUUCGACUACGCUUGGAAACGCGGAGGAAACUUCCGCCAACGCUCCGCAGACAUUCUCGCCAAGAUCGUUAAAGGAGGCGCUCUUGGAUCCAACGACCUCCCCUACGGCUGCUUCGGCUAUAACUCGCGCUGCAUCUGCUUCUUCUUCAAGCGCAGCAGAGUUGGCGUCAAGAUUGCUGCUCGAAAACUACCAGACGACAACCAUCGCUUCGUCAGAUCCAGACGCUCAAACCCCAGCGGAGGCAGCGAUUUCUUCUCUUUCAGGUAUAGUCCCCCGCUGCUCCCAGGAAAGACAGCAAAAAGCGCCGCGUUCACCAAGCUCGACAUUCCAAUCGAUCGUUGCGGCAUUCUACUAGAAUCCGGCCUUCCCUGUAGUGCUCUUCCUGUCAAGGGUGGCAAACGAUGCCGCAUUCACAAGAAAAUAUCCCACAAAAAACCAGCUAGAGUAGCCCACACAAGCAGCCCUACCUACGACAGCAACGGGGCUCUACCACGUGACACAAACGUCUCCAAAAACAGCGGCAAAACUCCCACGAAACCACCUCCCGAGCAUUCAACAUCAUGUUUCCCCUACCGCCCACAAGUUCAACCAGUACCAGGCGCCCCCGCGGAGCCAAAGCGGCGAGGCAGCUUGUCAUUCAACUCGUGGCUGCGCACUUCGGAGCUUCGCAUGGCAAAGAGUCGAGAAUGGGCGGAGCUGAAGACUCCCUUGAGUCCCAGACCCGAAGGCACGAGACGAAGCUCCACGUCUUACAGUAGCAUUCUAGCGACAUGCGAAGAGUCCAUGUAUGAGUCCCCGUGCAGAUCGCCUUCUCGGCGCGAGAUAUGUGGACUGAAGCUACUCGAUGGCACUGUGUGCCCGGAUCCUCCCCGGCCUGAUCGAAAACGGUGCGAGGCGCACAAAGGUUUGCGGAACCAGAUGCUGCCGCAGUCGCCAGUUUAUAGCAGCACGGCCUCUUUACGGCAAGGAUUUGUUUAGUCCUUAUGGUGGCCCUCCAAAAGGGAAAACACAUCUCUGUAUCAUAAUUCACCGAGGUCCAACUUUUAACAGUAGCAGAUUUCUGAUGUACACGAUUGUAUUUAUGAAAGUUUUACUCUUAGAUAGUAUCAUUAACACGUUUGCGAAGUCUGAUCAAUCGAUGACUGCAAACAUAUCUACACCAGCUGUGCGUUCGGUAUUUUUGUUUUAGUAAAGGUGAUUCGAUCCAAGUAUCUAGAAUUAAUUCGAUGUAGGGAUUCUCGUGGUACCAUUGUGUUCUUAAUGCGGACUUGACUGCAGUGGUGGGCGAUUAUCCAGUUGUUAUGCCUUCUCCACAAAUGUCUUUUCUUCUGCUUACUAGUCCUUUAAAGCAUGAUGCGUUCGGGCGCAUGGAAACAGCUACAGUCAA
Physcomitrium patens is the source of this 2815-nucleotide messenger RNA. RefSeq lists its product as uncharacterized. Gene Ontology annotation, biological process: regulation of DNA-templated transcription. Gene Ontology annotation, molecular function: DNA binding. The record is from RefSeq and is a predicted model, not a curated record. NCBI's taxonomy places the organism in Eukaryota, Viridiplantae, Streptophyta, Bryopsida, Funariales, Funariaceae.